GGCGCAAAUAGUCGCGCGUUUUAGUUCCACAUCAAAAGUGCUAUUUACACUAUUCAAACGUACUAGUCUAUUAUUCGAUGGCGCCCACACCCAUCCCCGUCCCCGCCGCCCGCCCGGCCGCCAGCCACCUCUCCAAGUCGCCGCCGACGACCAACGAGUACACCUCCACCGCGCCCAUCCCCGCCCUCCCGCCGCAGCACACGGACGAGGGCGUCCCCUCCCACCUCUACCAAGGCCUGCCCGCCCAUCUCCUGAUCGACGAUGCCCAGGGACAAAAGGUCCCCGACUAUCUCAGGAUGAUCCUGAUGUCCAAGGUCUACGCCGCGCCCCUCAACCUCAAGGAAACCCCUCUCACAUAUGCAGCCAACCUCUCCGCCCGGCUCGGCAACGAGAUCUGGAUCAAGCGGGAGGACCUCCAGCCCGUGUUCUCAUUCAAGAUCCGCGGCGCCUACAACAUGAUGGCCAGUCUGUCCGACGAAGAAAAGAAAAAGGGCGUCAUCACGUGCUCCGCCGGCAACCACGCCCAGGGCGUCGCCCUCUCCGGCCACGCACUCAACAUCCCCGCCAUCGUCGUCAUGCCCGUCUCCACCCCGUCCAUCAAGUGGCGCAACGUCCAGCGUCUCGGCGCCACCGUCCUCCUCCACGGCCGCGACUUUGACGAGGCCAAGGCCGAGUGUCUCCGCCUCGAAAAGGAAAAGGGCCUGACCUUUGUGCCCCCGUACGAUAACCCCUACGUCGUCGCCGGCCAGGGAACUGUCGCCAUGGAAAUCUGCCGCCAAGUCACAGAUGCCGACCAGAUCGAUGGCAUAUUCGCUUCCGUCGGCGGAGGCGGCCUUGCGGCCGGUAUCGCGGCGUACAUGAAGCGAGUCGCCAAGCCCAGUGUCGGAAUCUACGGUGUCGAGACCGUUGACGGUGAUGCCAUGGACCGCUCACUCAAGGCCGGCAAGAGGGUCCUCCUCGAUGAAGUCGGCCCGUUUGCAGACGGUACCGCGGUAAGGCUUGUCGGCGAAGAACCUUUUCGCGUAUGCAAAAACUUUUUGGACGACGUCGUGCUUGUCAACAAUGACGAGAUUUGCGCCGCCAUCAAGGAUGUCUUUGAAGAAACCCGAUCUGUCCCCGAACCGUCCGGUGCCCUCGCACUCGCAGGCCUGAAAGCCCACAUUAUCCGAAACAACCUCCAAGGCGCCGGUAAACGCUUUGUCGCCGUCAUCUCCGGCGGUAACAUGAACUUUGGCCGACUCCGAUUCGUCGCUGAGCGAGCGGAUGUCGGCGAACGACGAGAAGUGCUGAUGAGUGUCCGAGUGCCCGAAAAGCCUGGCAGCUUUUUGAAAUUCCACUCCCUCCUCGGUUCACGCGCAGUCACCGAGUUCUCCUACCGCCACUCCAACAAUUCCACCGGCUACAUCAUCUGCUCCUUCCUCCUCUCCUCCUCAUCCUCUUCGUCCUCCGGGCCCUCACCCGAAGCGCGCGCAAACGAGAUUCACGAGAUGGUCGAAUCGUUUAAACAGCAUGGGAUCGAAGCCGUCGAUUUGAGCGAGGAUGAGUUUGCAAAGAGUCAUGUGAGGCAUCUGGUCGGUGGACGCAGUGCCGUGGAGCACGAAAGGAUCUUUAGGUUUGAGUUCCCGGAAAGACCUGGGGCACUUGGAAACUUUUUAAAAGGUAUGAAGGUCGAAUGGAAUAUCUCCAUGUUCCAUUACAGAAACCACGGUGCCGACGUCGGCAAAGUCCUCAUCGGCGUCCAAGUCCCGUCCCAGGACAACCCCGCAUUUGACGAGUUUUUGGAAAAGCUGGGAUAUCCAUAUGUCGAAGAGACCCAUAAUGAGGUUUACACCAUGUUCCUCAGGUCGUAAAAAAAAAGACUGUUCUGGUGAACAGAGAUAUAUAGAGUCGGAAAACACGCGCCAUUCAUGCAUUUUCAUCAUCAUGGGCUGUGAAAAAUCUUGGA
This is a messenger RNA of Cryptococcus deneoformans JEC21, 1945 nucleotides long. Its product is annotated as threonine ammonia-lyase, putative. The coding region runs from base 78 to 1850 and encodes 590 amino acids. Gene Ontology annotation, molecular function: pyridoxal phosphate binding; threonine deaminase activity. Gene Ontology annotation, biological process: L-threonine catabolic process. The record is from RefSeq and is a predicted model, not a curated record. The transcript is spliced from 9 exons. Lineage: Eukaryota; Fungi; Basidiomycota; Tremellomycetes; Tremellales; Cryptococcaceae.